Molecule: messenger RNA, 1026 nt
Organism: Linnemannia hyalina
Lineage: Eukaryota; Fungi; Mortierellomycota; Mortierellomycetes; Mortierellales; Mortierellaceae
Source: the annotation of a GenBank genome assembly
AUGGUCUGGUAUAUCUCUGAUGUCUUUGAGACCUUCUUCCAGGACCCACCCAACACCCGUGGGUUCAAAUACAACGGCAAGCCACGCAACCCAAUGAAAUUCCCAGCACCGGUCCAAGUAGACGCAAACGGCGUCUAUCACGGCCUAGAAUUCGACAACGCCGGCACAAACGCCACGCGAAUCUACCUCGCAGCCCAAUUCCUCGAAUCCGACUGGGUCAACACGAUCGAGGGUGACAAAUACGACUCUUAUGCCAGCGACGGCGACUUUUUCGCAAUCCUUGCGGGAAAAUUAGCAGCACUAGAACCCUGCCUCCAUAACGUCACUGGCGAAGCCCUCUUUUGGAUGUAUGACCAGAUAAUUGUAAAGUAUGGUCAGGUCCAUUCCAUGUUGGCCUCUGGGAGAGGGGGAGGGGAUAUGGAGACGACGAAAUUGAUGAAGUUUGCGGAAGAGUUGUAUUAUUUGGAUGAAAGUUUUCUGGAGGCGAAAUUGAAGACAGGGAGUCGGUUGGAGGCCUCGGAGAGGAAGAGGGCGGAGAAGAUUUCGAAGCGGUAUCCGAUGACGAUGAUGGAUAGUGGGAGAGGAUUUUAUAAGGUGCCGGCUUUUGGGGGGCAUUGGCCCCCGAGGGAGGGUCAGGCUGCGCCGGCGCCGAGACAGAGGCAAGCACAGGGACAAGCGCAGGGACAAGCGCAGAGGGCGAGACAGGGCCAAGAACAGGCACAGGGACAGGGAAGAGUAGGUGGAGGAGGACGAGACGUGGUAGCAGCAGCAGCAGAAGGGAGGCGACAGGUUGCUGCUGUCGCGACUACUCACGCUGCCGCUGCAGUUGCAUCUUCUGGUCCAGCUCCGAUUCGUACAGCUCCAGCAACUCCAGUUCGUGAUGUGGGUCCCGUUCGGAAUGUGGGCGUCGGAACUCGUACAGCCCCCAUCUUUAUCGACGAUUUCGAUGACGGUGAGGGUGAGGUUGUAGCACUACCAGCAAGUGCGCGAGCUGCUGCCAGAGCCAACGCUGCUCGACCAUAUUAA